AAAAGUGUAUAUAAUAUAAAGACUCAGUACAUUUCAUGUCAUUUAUUAUAUUUUAGCAUAUGAAAAAAUUAAUAUUAAUUAAACUUUAAUAAAAAUUAAUAUUUAUAUGAAAAAAGUUUAUGGGGAUAUAAAAUUAGACAGAACUAAAUUAUAGUAUGAAAUGUGGCUCAUUUGAUUGGCUGAUUUGAAAAUGGGCGGUACCUUCGAGCUCUAGCGGGACCUCAGCUAACUAUUAAAAUCAACAUUCUCAUUCCACACAGGAGUAAGCAAACUCCCUGGAGGGAUGUUGGAGCUCUGUUCUUUCCGUGCUUUGAGUAUUCGUGAAUUUGUUUUGAAAUUUAACUGAAUCUGUGACGCGUCACUUAUUAAUUUUAAGUCUCGGACAUUUUCGGUUAUGAAAAGAUUAAAGUGGUUCCCGAGAUUAAUUCACUAAAUCACUGCCUAGAAAUCUAUUUUCGUACACCUGACCCCGGCCCACCAUUGUUAUUCUUUUUAGAGGUCGACCAUCUCCAAACAGAUGCGGAAAAUCAAAAAGCCCAUCCAAGGAUGAAGGGACAAAUCGGAAUUCUAAUGAGCUGCAUUUCCUGCCCCUCCAACCAGUUCCAAGCAUAAUCGUACAAAGUGGAGUAAAAGGCAUGGAGAGAACUGUCCGUACUCAACGCACCUUGUCGAAGCAGGAGGGAAUCGACGAGGAUACAGAACUGAAUAACUAUGAAAGUACUAAGAGCUCUCCAGAACAGUCCAACAACAACAACAACAACAAUAAUAAAGGUCAAUUACAAGGACAGAUGUCUGCAGAAGAUGCUCCUCACCAACAGGCACAACCUCCUGCACAAAACGGGAACCUUCAUCGUUCCAGGUCACAGAAUAAAGUGAAACUAUUGGUGAGAAGCCAUGCAGUCCGAGAAGAAACAUCACCGCCUCCCGAACCAACUCAAGAACAGCCAAAGCAAGAAUCGCGGAGGCAUAAAGACUGGCAACCUCCUCUCUCUCGUGGUAAUAGCAGGGAGCAACAGUACGAUGGUGGCAAUCAGGUGGAUCUCCAUCAGUUCAUUGUGGAGACCCUUAAUCGCAAUCAUAAAGACCGCAUGCUUCUUCUCAAGAUAGAAAAUGAGCUUGUCAAUCUCGCAAAUGACCCAAAGAGGACAAUGCAUAAAUUUGCCCAGAUGUCCUCAUACCAGAGGAUGCUGGUGCACAGGGUAGCAGCCUAUUUCAGUAUGGAACAUAACGUCGACACGUCGGGAGUUGCCGUCAUUGUCAAUACAACCAAAUCCACCCGUCUACCGGAGACCAGGUUCAGGGAUUUCGUUAGGGAUGAUUUACUUCUUCCUGAAGAGCCACGGCGGUCAAUCCUGAAAAGGGAUUCCUCUUCAUUUGAUGAAACAGGAUCAUACAAGUGUGGCGAAAGAAUGCUUGGAGGGGACUCGAGGAGGAGCAAGAGUUUUGAAGAACGCGAAGAGGAAUAUGAGAAGGUGGAUGGGGAUAUUGAUUGCAUUGAUGAUUUCCAAUGGGAAAGUGAUGAAAAUGGUGUUUUUUCUAACGACUGUGACCAAAGUAACCAUAACCAAAGAAAUGGGAGACUUCUUAAGGUAGAAUCAUACGAAAGUGGAGAUACUCUCCGGGCUAACUCGUUGCGCCUUUCUGUCUCAAAGUCUCAUAGUUUUAACGGCUAUGAGGCACCACAGCAACCUCCGCAUCACCCACCGUCUACCAGGGUCCUCACUAAACAAGAUUCGGGGAGCAGUAUGUCUUCACGCAUUUCCCCAUCCAGUUCUGGUUACAAGUCUCAGAGGUCAGACGCUACCCUUAGUGCAACACCCUCUCCUACUGCCACACCGAACCUUCAUACUCAGAGUGGUCAACCAUAUACCAACCCUGAUGGCAGCAUCUACCACUAUGAUCCUAACAACCCUCCUCGUAUGAUUGCCGACAAUAACGCAGGUGCUCAAGUAACAAACGCCCCUCAAGGCUCCCAAUCACCAGCAAAACAUGAGGGCUGUGAGAUUGUCCAAAAUAAAAUAGAAAACGGUUAUGAAGCUCAAUACCUGCCACCAGCUCAACAAUAUACCCAUUCACUGGAAGCUCAGCAAAUCCAGUUUCAUCCUGUGUAUCCUCCGCAACCACCUCAUCAUUAUCAACAUAGAGUUCAGGAGAGUAUGAAUGGAGGUGAUUUAUCUCAAUAUAUGGUUGGAUUGAGCUUAGAUGGUUCGAGGCAACCUGGGGCUCAUAUUCCUUCAGACGGUAGACAUCUAUAUUGGCCCCCUCAUCACGUUCAGGCCCAGCCACAGGGCGGUACCGUAUACUACACAGCUCCUGGAGGAGGGCAGCGAUACCCUCCGUUGGCGCCACCUCAGCCGUACAUUGCUCCGCCUCCUCCGCAGCAACAUCCUCCGCCUGAACAUCCAGGAAAUUGCUAUGGUGGAGGCUACCCUGGUUCCGAAUGUAUUCCGUACGCCCCUUCGGCAGUUCACAUGUACUAUACUCCUACGCCAUAUAAUAGUAUUCAGACAAAUGGAAAUCACAAUGGAGGCCAUUCCAAUGCGAGCUAUUACGGAAACAUGACAACCUGCAGUGCUCCAAUAUUAGCCGUUCAAUAUCCCCAACCGUGUCCGCACCCGACUUCUCCACAUGCACCUCAGGGCGCCUGUGGUCAAUUCGCCGUAUACAACGGUUGCUAUCCUGGACAAUACAAUCAGCCGACUGCCUCGCUUCCCGUUCCUGCGCAACUCUUCAGGAAACCUGCUCUACAGGUUGGUGUGAGAUGCGGCUCCCCUCUCAGAACACAAUACCCUGCUUCUCCCACCGUAAAAGACAGAUCACAAGAUGACAAACUUCAACCUUUGCCACUCUAUGGUUUCCGUGUACUUCCAGGAGACAUGAGGCUAAUUGGAAAUGCAGGAAGACUGCCAUUCACCCUUCAACCCCCACCGAAAACAGCGCAUGCUAGAAAGCAUAGAUCAAAAAUGGGAGGAAGACCACAAGAUUCAUAUCACACAACUAGUAAGGCUUAAAUAAAACAAGAUUCAAAUUAAAAAGAAACCCUCUGUAAUUCUGGACUUGUCAUCUUUAAAUUUUUAUUUUGCAAGGUGGAGGACUCACCGAAAAUUGAAAACAAGACAAAAAAUUCCUCUCUGUAAUUCUGUCGCACAUCAUCGUGAUGAAACAAUAUCAUUUGGUACCAAGGAGCCCAGACCUCCGCCUCCGAUCCGUAUUUAUAUAUGACAGGGUCUUCGUAUGGACCAUCUCAACAGUUUAUAUAAAAACAAAAACAAAAAAAAGAAACAAAAGAAAUGUAAUUUGAAAUAUUCUUUACUGAAAUGUCUUUCAACUUGCAAUGAACCUUUAUCUUUCAGGUUCUUGUUGUAUGAAAAUAAUUUAUUAUAAGUAUAAGUGAAUGUGAGGCUGUUUAUAAGUUUAGCGAGUCAAAUACGCUUAAAAUGGUGAGAUGAGAGAUGUAUAUUAAAGAAUACUGUUAUCAAGAGAUGAAAAUAAUACUUAUCAUUUCAACUCUUUUAUAAAAUAGUACCUACAUUUUCAAUUGAUGUUCAGUCUUGGAAGCAUUUAAAAAUGAAAGGAAAACUAUAACAAGAAGAAUCUUCAAUAACGUAAUACUCGCAAUGUUGAGUUAAAAAAAAACAUCCGGGAUUCUUCUAUUUAUUGAUUUGUUAUUUUUUAAGAAAUUUUAUGGAGUCCUCAUUAUUAUCAUUAUGUGAAACAAUGGAUAAUGUUGUCUGCAUUGUUAUUAGAUCUCAAAGAAACAACAAAAAAAAAAGAAAAACUUAAAAAUGAAAAAAAAAAAUGGAAAGUAAAGAUUAAUUUUAUAUUUCUAAAAUAUCGUGAAAACGAGAUAGAGAUAUAUCAUUGAACGUUUCUUCAUCUUUAAUGUUUCUUUUUAUUUUUAAUAUAGGAUAUACCACAUUGGUAUGGUUGAGUCGCAUAUCCAACUUUCGACCUUUCUUUAUAGUUUUCUUUUUUUUUUUACCUUGCCACAUUUUUAAUUUAUUUAAUUUGUUCAAUCAUAUGUAUCUAGUCUGGAAAGAAUGUGAAAACUUGACCAAUUGCAUCGUGAAUGAAUGCGCUUUUAUAACGCGCUUGGUUUGGAGAAAAGGUGCUUAACGGAAAAGUGCUCACUCAGUUUUUAUUUUGUGUUUUGUAGUAUGAUAAUUAUAUGAUAUGUUGUGUUUGUAAGUACAAAUAUCCAGUUAAAAAAAAAAAACGAGUAAAACAUUGAAAAUAGAUUGUAAGUACUUAAAAAAAAAAGUAAACACAUUUUAGAUGUAGUGUGUGAUUUACCUUUGCUCGAUUGAAUCUGUAAAGCCUGUUUUAUCCAAGUUGUUAUACUUGCUAUAAAUAUAAAUGUUUGUCGUUGCCCUUCCUUUUAUUUUCCUGUGGAUCAAAACAAUUUACUAAACUUAAUAAAUAAAUUAACAUGUAAUAGAGGAAUGAUGAA
This is a messenger RNA of Nezara viridula (southern green stink bug), 4450 nucleotides long. Lineage: Eukaryota; Metazoa; Arthropoda; Insecta; Hemiptera; Pentatomidae. The record is from the annotation of a GenBank genome assembly.